AGCAGUCCUGGCCACAAUCCCGGUGCGCACGGACGUCGCUCGCUCGCUCGCUCCAGAGGCUCUUUCGUUCUCUCCCCAUCUUCGUCUCGGGAGAGGUGGCUCCGGCUCGUAGGGGGAUAAAGCCAUGGAGGACACGCAGCUCCAUAUCAUCGAGCAGCCCCUGCCCGGCUACUCGGACGCCGGAGACUCGGGGUCCUCGCCCAUGGGCGCACCGGCCGCCGAGGAGCCGUCCGGGACCGGCUCGGAAGAGCUCAUCAAGUCGGACCAGGUGAACGGCGUGCUGGUGCUGAGCCUGCUGGACAAGAUCAUCGGCGCCGUCGACCAGAUCCAGCUGACCCAAGCGCAGCUGGAGGAGCGGCAGGCGGAGAUGGAGGGCGCCGUGCAGAGCAUCCAGGGCGAGCUGAGCAAGCUGGGCAAGGCGCACGCCACCACCAGCAACACGGUGAGCAAGCUGCUGGACAAGGUGCGCAAGGUCAGCGUCAACGUGAAGACGGUGCGCGGCAGCUUGGAGCGCCAGGCCGGCCAGAUCAAGAAGCUGGAAGUCAACGAGGCCGAGCUGCUCCGGCGCCGCAACUUUAAAGUCAUGAUCUACCAGGAUGAAGUGAAGCUGCCGGCCAAGCUGAGCAUCAGCAAAUCUCUCAAAGAAUCAGAGGCGCUGCCAGAAAAAGAGGGCGACGAGCUGGGCGAAGGCGGGGAGCCCAGGCCCGACGAGGAGCACACGGUGGAGCUGUCGUCGGACGAGGCGGUGGAGGUCGAGGAGGUGAUGGAAGAGACGCGCGCCGAGCGGCUCAAGCGCAGCGGCCUGCGGCGCGUGGACGACUUCAAGAAGGCCUUCUCCAAGGAGAAGAUGGAGAAGACCCGGGUGCGCACACGCGAGAACCUGGAGAAGACGCGCCUCAAGACCAAGGAGAACCUGGAGAAGACGCGCCACACGCUGGAGAAGCGCAUGAACAAGCUGGGCACGCGCCUGGUGCCGGCCGAGCGGCGCGAGAAGCUCAAGGUCUCCCGGGAGAAGCUGCGCAAGUCCUUCACGCCCGACCAUGUGGUCUACGCGCGCUCCAAGGUGGCCGUCUACAAGGUGCCGCCCUUCACCUUCCACGUCAAGAAGAUCCGCGAGGGCCAGGUGGAGGUGCUCAAGGCCACCGAGAUGGUGGAGGUGGGCCCCGAAGAUGACGACGACGAAGGCGAAGGAGGCCUGGAGCGCGGAGAGGCCCUGGAUCUGCUGCGUGGGAGCAGCCCCGAUGUGCAUGCUCUGCUGGAGAUCACCGAAGACUCAGAAGCUGUCUUGGUCAACAAGAGCGAUAGCGACUGA
Suncus etruscus (white-toothed pygmy shrew) is the source of this 1312-nucleotide messenger RNA. RefSeq names its product caveolae associated protein 1 (gene CAVIN1). Gene Ontology annotation, cellular component: cytoplasm; caveola. The transcript is spliced from 2 exons. The record is from RefSeq and is a predicted model, not a curated record. Gene Ontology annotation, molecular function: rRNA primary transcript binding. Gene Ontology annotation, biological process: termination of RNA polymerase I transcription; transcription initiation at RNA polymerase I promoter. NCBI's taxonomy places the organism in Eukaryota, Metazoa, Chordata, Mammalia, Eulipotyphla, Soricidae. The coding region runs from base 125 to 1312 and encodes 395 amino acids.